This is a messenger RNA of Bactrocera dorsalis (oriental fruit fly), 4616 nucleotides long. RefSeq lists its product as uncharacterized. Gene Ontology annotation, cellular component: membrane. Bases 190 to 876 code for a protein of 228 amino acids. The transcript is spliced from 6 exons. NCBI's taxonomy places the organism in Eukaryota, Metazoa, Arthropoda, Insecta, Diptera, Tephritidae. The record is from RefSeq and is a predicted model, not a curated record.
GCAUUUUGCGCUCUCUCAAUUGUCUUUAGGUGAAAAGCAAAAAUUUAGCGCAACAUUUUUUAGUUUGCGGUUAAAUUUAAGCGGUAAAGCAUUAAAGUAUUUUCUGCACGCGGCCUUAUUUUAUUUAAAAAGAAUAUCCGGAUAAUAAUUACAAACUAAAAACAAGAAAAUUAUAAAAACGAAAACACAAUGACAUCAACGUCAACGAUUAAAAAAUUUACAAUCGUAUUUGGCUUCGUAUGUUCGCUCCUUGCCUUGGUGUUAAUUGCGUUCGGCGUUUAUGUGCUCUCUUCCUACAGAGUCAAUGAAGUCGGUUCUUUGGCCGCCUAUGCCUAUAUUUGUUUAGGUGUGACCACAAUUCUGAUAUCCUUGCUGGGAUUCGUUGGUGCGGCCCGGGAAAGCGUUUGCUGUACAGUUACAGUAUGUACGCAGGAAUGCCUAAAUUUUAUCACUUUUCUAUGGGUUUUGUUAAUCUGCCAAAUCGCAAUCACUUUCCUUUUGGUGAAAGGUGAACAAACGGCAGCAUCACAUCUCGCGAAUAAUUUGGAUGUGGCUUGGGAAGAAGAACUGAACAGCCCUGGAGCGAUGUCUCUGUAUGAGACUUGGCUCGGUUGUUGCGGUCGGGCCAGCCCACACGAUUAUAUAGUCAACGAUCGCAUGCCGCCAAUGACAUGCUUCAAGAAUGGCGAUAAUACGAAGAGUGAAAAUCUGAUCGGCACCGGCUGUCGCAUAAUGUUUGAGAACUACUGGCUGAUCUUGUUGCGUGCCUUCAAUGUAAUCGCUUGUGUGAUGAUUGCCUUGGAGUUAUUGGUUAGCGUGAUCUCGUGCUGCCUGUGCAAUAGCAUACGCAAUGAUCACCGGCGCUCCUAUUAUUAACCUGAUGAAGCGCCCAGUGUUGCCCAGCGUUAAUGUUUAUACGUAGCUGCUUGUUACUCUGCUAUUAUUAAACAAUAAUAUAAGAAUAAUUUUGAAAUCGAUGUCAGCUAAGUUGGUAAUAUUUAUUUUACCGACUCUUUUUGAAAAAUUUUGCAGCCAAAAAGUAAAAAUAUAUAUACGUAUAGUAUAUGUUUACGAAUUUUUUGUACAGCACACAAAAAUAAUACACGAACAAUAGUUUAUAAGCCUAAUUAUUUAUAUAAUUUAUUUAUGUAUUUAAGUUGCUUACUAUAUAAGCAGUUAAAUGAAAAACAUUUUUUUCGCUUUUUAAGUUCUUGUAUAUUUCACUCUAACUAACUGUGAAUAUGAAUUUGUCAAUUCUUUAUUUAUAUUAAAAAUACUACUAUAUUGUAUUAAAAUUACACAAAAAAUCGCUAUGAAAUGCAUAAAGCGAAAAACGAAUGUUGCUGCAGUUACAAUUUAUUACAUAAUAUUUGGUAGUCGAAAAAGUCCUUUCGUAUUUUGCCAAUGUCGUUGAAGUCGAAUAUUUAUCAAAAACAAAUUAUACCGCUAUAAAAGUGAAAUUAAUUUUAACCUAAAAAGUCAAAUUAAUGUGAACUCAAAAACAUGCUUUGAGCGUUAAAAAAUUAAAAAAAAAUUAUGUGCACUCAUACAUAUGUAUGUACAUAUAGUAUAUGUAUGAAACAAAAUUUCUCCUAAUUUAUUUUACUUUUACGAAUUAUUGCAUGCUUGUGUGUUUAAUUCACACCUUUAUGUAUAAAUAAAUUGUACAAAUGUAUGAAUUAGUUUUCUUAUUAGCUUUUUUGUAUGGAGAAUUUGAAAAUCUGCUUGAAAUUAAUAAAAUCUGGCACGAUCGGAACUCGCAGCAAACACACGUUUAGGCGCACAGUGGUACCAGGUUGAUUAAAAUUGGAAAAGUAUGGUUUUGAAUGCAAGACAAAAUUAACAAAAUAUAUAUUUAUGACGCCAAUAACGCAAAAGAGUAUUUUAGAUAAAUAUAAUAAAAAUUAUGCAAGUAAAAUUUAAUAAAGUAUUAUAAAAAAAUUGUGUAUGAAAUAAAAAAAUAAAAAUUGGCAGCUAUUUUAUGCAAAAAGUAUUUCGAAAGAGAUAAAAAAAAAUCCGUCAUAGUGAGUAUUUAAUUUUCAGUAUUUUCAAAUUUUAUACAUAUAUUUUUAAACUUUUUAUUUCAAAAUUACUUUUGAAUUUUUUUGAAUUUGAAUUUUAUGGGAACAAAAUUUCCAUCUUAGUGAGUAUUUUAUUUUCAGUAAUUUCAGAUUUUAUAAAAACUUUUGUAGACAUAAGUAUUUUUUUUAAAUUUUUUUAGUUCGAAAUAAUUUUUAAUUUUUUUAACAAUUUUUAGUUCGUAUUUUUUUUAGAAUUUUUUGUAUAUAUAUAUUUGAGUUUUUUAUUCGAAUCGUACAUAUUUGGUAUUGGUAUUUUUAAUAUUUUCGUACAAUAUUUUUCUGAGGAAGCUUUUUGUUGGCGAGACUCGAGUUUAUAAUACAUUUAUUUUAAAUUUAAUUAAUUUAAAUUUAAUUAAUUAUAAAAUUUAAUUAACUAUAAUUUUAAUUACACCAGUCAUUUAGCGACUCUGAUGUUAGAGACCGUUUCUUGCUAUUUUUGGCUUGCUUAAACCGAAAAUUAUAGUAAAAAUUUCCUAACACGUUACUUGUUUUUUGUUCUGGUCAGGAAGGGUAAGAGUCAAACCACCUUCAUUUACUAAAAUGACAAAAAUAACUGUAAGUGAUGGAAAUUUUUUUAACUUAAAUUGAUAAUCAGGACACCUUUCGAGUAUUUUUCGAGUAACACGCGAUGAAUGAAAGAGCUAGAGAAGGCCACCAACUACACAAUGACUUAAAAAUUAAAAACUGACGGAUUGACGAUGUUUCAAAACAAAAGUUGCAUUUCACAUGUUUUUGGCCUUUUAAGAUUCGAUUUUUUAUCUGAUCAGUAUGGAAAGCUAUAUACGAAACAUGCAGAAAAAUUUCUUUGUGAUUGUGUGACCGAAGAUCAUAUCUUGCCUCCGAGUAAUCACUCUUACAAAUUUUUUAAAAAUGUAGUUUUGAGAAAAAAGCUUUUAAAGAAGAACUGAUGGAGCUGUUCAACUGAGACGUUAAAAGUUUGAAGCUUGUAACUCAAAAAUAUUUAUUUUAGAAUUGAAUUUAAAAUUUUAGUAUACUAUAUGUAAAAGGUAUAAGCUAUGAAAUUAUGAAGAAAUCGUUUUUUUUUUUUAAUUUCACACUAGGUGUGUCGCCCUAAAUGAGAAAUGAAAACCUUGAAAACUAAUUUAGCACGAAAAAUAAAAAUAUUUUUUUUGCAUUACCUUCAGAAUGCAAAAUAUUCAGAGCUUCAAAUGUAUCCAAGCUAACAUUGCUGUACAAUUCUUAUUUUCUGUAAUUUUAGCCAGAUUUUAACGUUUGCGUAACCACUGUGCGACUGAAUGAAAACCAAUGAAUAUUGAAGUAAUCGAAAAAUGAUAUGCAAUGCAGACUUUAUUUGCAUUCUUUUGAGGUUAUGGCAGUACAGAUAAUGAAAAUAAUUCAGUUACAUUUUUUAAAUUCCAUAACCUCAAAAACAAACAAAUAAAAUAUACAAUGCAUAUCAUGCAAGUAUUUAACAAAAAUGUGUUUGGAAAAUAUUCACAUUGUGUCGGCUAUUUAUUUCAUUCAUUCGAAAAAUAUCGGUUUAUAUGCGGCUAUAAGCGUACUAUACACACUAUACAAACUUAACACGUACGCAAACGCAUUUAGUGCCUCUUACAUUAGUGCCUCAGCUGAAUAUAAUAUAUGUCCUUAUCAACACUGAAGUAAAUGUGGAAAUUGUUAAAAAGUAUGCAAACACUAUAUAGGAGGUGUCUCAUGUUGCUAAAUAUAAUAUAAAUACGAUUGAAUAUGUUGGCGUUCAAAAGUAGUAUAAUAAAAAAUAUAUUAUUAAAGCACAAACUGUUGUGAUUAUGUAAUGACUAAUGUAAUAUAAGAUAUACAUAUAUGUAUGUCUGCUAAAAUGUUUAUAUGAAUGUAUUUAUAUCUAUAUAUAACGCAACGAUUUGCUAAAAACUUUUAUGAAAACUACCAGUGCAUUUAAUUAAGAAUUUAUUAAAAAAAAACUAAUUUAUAUUGCGAGAAUUUUUUAUGAAAAAAGCAAAUUGAAAAAAUUACUCAAAUAUCUAUGUGCCAGGCCGACGACUUUUCAAUUGUCACUGUCAAAACAAAACUGUAAUAAAAAUUGAAAAAUAAUAAAUUUUAAUUAUUUUAGCUGCAACUAAAACAGACGAACUUUAAUUGCCAAAUGUUGUUGCAAACAAAAUCGCGAUUUUUUAUAACAAAUUAAACGAUGUUGAUACUCAAGUGCUUUUCAUAGAAUUAAGAUUUUUGGCAUGUUCUGAGAGUAAGGGUCCACACAAAUGAUCUGUUGUUUGACUAGUGAAUAAAACCGGAGCUGGGUUCAGCAGCGUACAAACACAUUUUACCACAUAUAAUCUAUAUAGUAUACUCGUAUUAUAUAAUAAAGUAAAGUUCCGAAAGAGAUACAAACUUCAUAUGCUAUUGUAAAAAAUUUUAAUGAUUAGAUGUGCCUUGAAAUUACAACAUGACAUUAAUCCGCACUGCGCUGAAGUGUGUAGAGACCAUUGGAAAUAUAAGUUUACAUGUAGACAGGAAUAAUGACAAAAAUAUGAACACAAUAUAUAUGACACAAAUCCAUUCGUUUUAUAAAACAUA